AUUAACGUAAACCUGAUCGACCCAUUGUCGUAAACUGUUUCAACAUGGCGACUGCCUGCACAGGUCGCGGGCUUUCUUUCCUGCGGAGUCUGACUCGUCAUGUGAGGGGGACGGCCCUCUCCGGCAGACCCCCGGCCGGCCUCCACACCAGCGCCGCUCUGGAGGUCAACAAGAACUGGGAGAGGAGGAACCUGCAGCUGUACCCCCCUCAGCUCCCAGGGGAGCCUCGCAGAGCAGCCGAGGUCCACCACUGUAGAAGACAGAUCAAGUACAGCAAAGAUAAGAUGUGGUACCUCGCUAAGAUGAUCAGAGGCCUGAGCAUUGACCAGGCCAUCACCCAGCUGGAGUUCAACGAUAAGAAAGGAGCCAAGAUAGUGAAAGAGGUGCUUCUAGAAGCUCAGGACAUGGCUGUUAAGAACCAUAAUGUGGAAUACAAGUCCAACCUGUACAUCGCGGAGUCCCACUCCGGGAAGGGCAAGUACCUGAAGAGGAUCCGGUACCACGGACGGGGCAUGUUCGGCAUCAUGGACAAGGUGUACUGCCACUACUUCGUGAAGCUGGUGGAGGGCCCCCCACCCGCGGCGGAGCCCCGCACCGGGCUGGACCAGGCCCAGGAGUACCUGCUCGGCCUCCGCAGCCGCACCGUCCGACACAGCCUGUAGACCCCCACCGCCAACCCCACCCCAUACCCCAACACUACCCCUCCUGAUUGUGUGUUUGUAGCUUUUGAUUUGUACAUAAAAACAAUAAAUAAAUGAUGACCGUGGA
This is a messenger RNA of Gadus morhua (Atlantic cod), 768 nucleotides long. It is a transcript of the gene mrpl22, whose product is annotated as mitochondrial ribosomal protein L22. Gene Ontology annotation, molecular function: structural constituent of ribosome. The transcript has 7 exons. NCBI's taxonomy places the organism in Eukaryota, Metazoa, Chordata, Actinopteri, Gadiformes, Gadidae. Gene Ontology annotation, cellular component: ribosome; mitochondrial large ribosomal subunit. The coding region runs from base 45 to 662 and encodes 205 amino acids. Gene Ontology annotation, biological process: translation. The record is from RefSeq and is a predicted model, not a curated record.